AUGGAUCUAGCACAAUGGCUGGAAGAAAGUAAUGAAGUCAUAGCCUCAGGAAGUGUGACGUCAAGGAGAACUAACCUAGGCAGCUACCAAACCGUUCAAGAGGAGUUGAUGCGCCUUACUAUGGGACAUGGUGAUACACGUUCCUCCACUACCAUGGAGCGGAUUACUGAACAGUCAAGGACAUAUUUCACUAAGAGCAUGGGUUUAAAAUUAUAUGGUUCUCUCUCAGGGAAUAGGAUAGUUUUAGCAAUUGAUUUCGGGGCUACACAAAAUUUUAUUUCAGAAGAAUUGGCUAAGCAUCUAAGAUUGCCAAUACGAACGAAAAGAACAAUUUCAGUGCUGAUGGGACACGGUGUGCACAACAAGAGUAAAGGCGUUUGUAAGGGAAUCAAAUUGCUCAUUGAUGAUGUUGAGAUCGUUGAGGAAUUUCUCGUCCUAGAAUUGAACAAGACUGGAGCAGAGGUAAUCUUGGGUUAUGGGUGGCUCUCUAAGCUGGGAGAGACAAGUGUUAAUUGGCAAGAACGCAAAUUGUCAUUCCUUCACAACCAUAAAUGGAUCACUCUCGGCGGUACGGAUGAGAAGCUGUUGAUAAACAAUAGAAAAGUAAAGAUGAAGAGCGGAAAUGAGCAAGAAGGGACUGAAUAA
This is a messenger RNA of Capsella rubella, 645 nucleotides long. RefSeq lists its product as uncharacterized. The record is from RefSeq and is a predicted model, not a curated record. NCBI's taxonomy places the organism in Eukaryota, Viridiplantae, Streptophyta, Magnoliopsida, Brassicales, Brassicaceae. The coding region runs from base 1 to 645 and encodes 214 amino acids. The transcript has a single exon.